CAUAAACAAACGGAAGUUAACGAAUAUGUACAGUAGCCCGCCAAAUGCAUUUCACUCCUCUCUCUCUCCUUUCAAGUCAAAUCUCUGCUGCCUUCACUUUAGCAUUUCCUCUUCCAAUUUUUUUUGCCAAACUCCAUCCCAUUUCUUUUACUGCCUCGAUCUCAUCUACCCAAAUUAGUGUGACAAAUACCUAGAAAAUGAAAAGAGGCGUUCGAUCAACCAACAAGGAGGUGGCAAAAGCGUCCAGCCGCGACCCAUGGUGGUUAGAAGAUGCGUUCGGCGGCGACCUACGGUUUUCGGCAGAGGCUUAGGCGUGAGGGGGAGGAGGAGGAGCUGAGGCAGCUGCCAUUACUGGUGGAAGGAGGAAGUGAGAAGCUUGAUAAAUAGGCAAGUGAUUCUAGUUUAGCUCAUGGUUGGUUUAGAUGUACAAUAUACAAGUACAAAUAAUUGGUUUUACUUAAAAUGACAUUUUAUUGUGAUUGUGACUUUCAAAUUUCAAUACUUUCCUGUUAUUGAAUUUUGUUUGUUUAUUUUUAGCUGAUUUGUUUGAUUAUUGUUUGAAAUAGGUCAGAUAAAGUUAGGCCAAUUGAUAAGAAACAGAAUAUGUUUAGUUUUUGGAAUUUAAUUAUGAUAAUUGUGCUGUUUGAAAUAAUAUUUACUAAGCAUAUGAUUUUGCUGAUUAUUGUGAAAUUGAAUUGAAUUAAAUUGGAAUUGUAUCAAGAAAUGAAGAGCUUGAUCUGGUAUGUUCUAGUUUUUUUUAACAUGUUGAUUUAGUGCACUUCUUUGCAAUGUUGGGCUCGAAUUGUGCAAAUUACUCUGAAUGAGGAGUGUUUGUAUUUGGGGAAUUGUGGAUUGUUAAACACUACCUUCAACACUGAUCAACCGAUUGCUUUUGCUUGAGCAUCUUGGGUUGGUUAACUUUGAGGGAAUGAUUAAUGACUUCCCCACAAGCCAACAUCAUUAACUAUAAUUUGUUGUGUUGAUAUUCUUAUUUCACGUGGUUGCAAUUACUUGCAUUUUGAGAAUCUGAUACCAGUUUGGAAUAGUUUUCACAUGAUAUGUAUAUGUAGACAACAUAGAUACCCACAAACCAACAUCAUAGAAUUGUAGUUCGCUUGGUAUUCAUCAGUAAUGUGUUCAUAACAUGUGAACUGAGUUUUGGCAUUUGCAUCCUAGUGAUUUUGUCAUUGGGCAGUGUACGUGGGUUGUUGUCGACUAUGUUUUUUAAGCUAGUUUGCUUAUUGGUGAACUUGUAGUGAUGGUAUUAUAAUGUACAUUGAUCUAAUAUUGACGUAAAAAGUUUUGAUUUUGAACAAGAAUCGAAGUCAUACUGUAAUUGGGUAGUUAUCCUUACGUACUGUAAAUACAAAAUAAAGUCGCAUCCAUUGUACUGCCCUUACUAGGAUUCUCGAAGUGUUGCUGAGAACCCAAUGGUUAGAAUCCCAUGCUUACCGUUGUUGCAGUUAAGCAGAUCAAAGUCAACACCCUUCUAGAACCUCAUGUAGUGAUUUAUGUAAUUUGAUUGUAGUGUACUCCCUCUGUCCCUUAAUACUUGACCUGUUUUGACCGGACACGCUUGCCAAUGCAUAACUUUGACUACUAAUUUCUUUAACUACAUAUUAUAAAAACUUAUAAAAAUAUUAAUAUUUUGUAAAUAUAUAUUAAGAUGAAGCCAACAAUAUAUUAUAUACUAACAUUUAUUUUCAUACACUAGAAAUAAAAUAAGGUCAAAGUGAAUUAUGAGAAUAGUGCAAAAAAGUCAAAACGGGUCGAGUAUUAAGGGACGAAGGGAGUAUUAAUCUUGCCUAUUGUAGAGUCUGCUCAUAGAUUCGCAUGUAGUCAUGUUCCCUGUGAUACAAUCUGGACAAUAUAUGGUACAAUCUGGACACUAAAUUGUACAAUAUGUAUGUUAUAUAUGGUGUACAAUCUACUAUAUACUUUAUAUAAUCUAGAAUUAAACAUAUAUGAAAAAUUAUCGUAAGCACGAACCAUCAGGCAUGGGAUCAGAUUCCUAUGGUGGAAAAUUCACCAAUGAACCAGAAGAGCCUUGGUUGCAUAAUUAUGACAACGGGAAUUCUGUGGAUGUCCAUAGAAGAGAACGAUUAGAUUCCAGAUCUAGGACCCCAUAGAUACAGAGGACAUGGUACCGCCUAGCAGGGUAAUGAAGGUGUGAGCAGAACCACGAACCUUUCUCUUUUUAUUUUUUGUUAGCCUUUGCAAUUUGUGAUCAGAUGGUCUUUAUUUUGAAAUUUGAAUAUUUUGAGGGAUUGCAGGAUGGAACCUUAUGCUGAGAGAAGACCUAUAGUCGCAUCAUGAUUUAAACAGUUUGAAGAUGCACCCGAAUGAGCUUAGAGCUAGGAAAAGAGGGAUUGAAGAAUUGUUGGAGGAAGAUUAUGCUGCCAUCAGAUCAUCAUCUCAAGAGCCACCACAGUGGUCAAGACAGAUUAGAGGCUUUACUUCCUGCAGAUCUUGACGAAUUCUCUUUCCUAUUCAGAGUUACUAGAACUGAUUCAGAAAAAAAAAAUCUGUUUUUUUCCUACCAAGAAUCCAGUGGAACUCAUGUUUUAAUCCCUGUGCCUGGUGGUCUGGUAGAGAUGUACUCAACAAAACAUGUAGAAGAGGAUGAAAGUGUUUUAGAUUAUGUGAAGGGUUAGUUCAACACCUACUCAGAGCUAGAAACCAUGUCAACCUCUACUAUAAGCUUUGAUGGGCAAUCUGUUGAUCCAUUUUUCGAUACAAGGUCAAAUAGUUGUCUAUCAUCCUUAAAUCAAUCCAACAUACCAGAUUGGCCUAAAUCCGGCCUGGGCCCUACAGUAGACCAUCGCUACAACGAUUCCACUUUGGAUGGAUCCUCCACUGGUUCAUUUCCUUCAGAUGAGCGUGCGUCCUUCUCCUGAUUCCAACCCUUGUUCCAUAUCUCAAGAUACAUUCUUCAAGUCGCUUACUUGUUUUUCAUCAAUUAUACAAAUGUUGCAUCAUGGGUCAUUUCUUUCUGUUUCAACUCAUAACAUCGACUGAUAUAUUGACCUUGAAGAAUCCAUUCUUGCACUGUCAUUAGAGCAUGAUCUGUAUCUGUUUCGAUUUAUUUCUUCUGGUUGCAAUAUACUGUCAAACAAAACAUUUGUAGACUGCACAUUCAAUAACAUUGAUUGUAUAUGUUUGGAGAUAA
Molecule: messenger RNA, 3169 nt
Organism: Spinacia oleracea (spinach)
Lineage: Eukaryota; Viridiplantae; Streptophyta; Magnoliopsida; Caryophyllales; Amaranthaceae
Exons: 4
Coding region: 2343-2654 (103 amino acids)
Source: RefSeq, a predicted model, not a curated record